AAUUAGUACUAUUACAUGGCGUGUGAGCCCCACACGGAUACGUACAUACACACAUUCCGUAUUACAGAAAUAUACUAUACCCCACGGAUACGUACACAAAAACACAGGAUUAUGUGCAUAUGUGGAGUAUAUAUAUAGAGCAGCGGAGCAAGAUUUUAAUGGUGAAUUGCCGUACGAGAAUAGUAUCAUAUUAAUUCUCAAGAGAAUCUCACAUCACAUCCAAAAAAAUCGAAAGAGAAAUCCUGAAUGGGAGUGGUGGCCGAGGCGACGCUGAUAUUCACCUACGGCACUCUGAAGCAGGGCUUCUCCAACCACGCUCUCCUCCAGGACCUCAUCUCCACCGGCGACGCCGCAUUUGUCCGCGCCGCCCGCACCCUGCACCCCCUCCCCCUCGUCUGCGGGCCCUACCGCGUCCCCUUCCUCCUCAACCUUCCCGGCCUCGGCCACCGCGUCUCCGGCGAGAUCUACGCCGUCUCCCCCGCCGCCGUCGCCAGGAUGGACGACCUCGAGGGGAUCGGCCGGGGCCACUACGAGCGCCUGCCGAUCCAGAUCGAGACAGAGGCGGAGACGGUGGAGGCGUACUACGCCCACGGGAGCUACGCGGAGGCGAUGUGGCGGAGGAGCGGAGGAGAGGCGUAUAAUUGCUACACGGAAAAAGCGGCCAAGGGAUACGUGAGGCGCAUGGAUCGGCCUCAGCAUCUUACUUUUCUGGACCAAAUUGCCCUCUUUCUUUCCUCUUCCGCUAGCUGACUCCGACUUGCUUCCAACUCUCUGUUUCUUUUCAUUCUUUAAUAGUACUCUAUGUAUGGAGAGUACUCCUAAUAAUUAUGUAAAGAAACAGAAAUCAAUGAUCUGCUAUUCUACCCAAAUGCAAAAUGUCAAAUACACCUCAAAUAUGCCAUCAAUAUGAUUUCGGAGUUCCGAUGGUGAAAUUUGUGGAAUCUAUUAGACUGAGAUAUACUCAUAUUCUGAGUUGGAAAAGUGGGACUCGUGUUUUAAGUUAAAAACGUAAUUCCUACAUAAACUUUCUAAUUAUAUCGAUAACUUCAAUAUUGCUACAGGAACUUUUCUUUGAACUUUUUUUUAGUUCUAACAUACUUUAGUCCUUAAGGAACAUUCUAAUUUAAUUA
Molecule: messenger RNA, 1130 nt
Organism: Salvia splendens (bonfire salvia)
Lineage: Eukaryota; Viridiplantae; Streptophyta; Magnoliopsida; Lamiales; Lamiaceae
Product: putative gamma-glutamylcyclotransferase At3g02910
Exons: 1
Coding region: 247-750 (167 amino acids)
Cellular component (GO): cytosol
Molecular function (GO): gamma-glutamylaminecyclotransferase activity
Source: RefSeq, a predicted model, not a curated record